AUGUCGUCGUUGUUGUUGUUGUUGUCGUCAUCUACAUCUUCAUCGUCAUCAUCACCAACAUCUUCAUCAAUGUCGUCGUCGUCAUUAACAUCAUCGCCGUUGUCGCCACUUAAGUUGUCAACAACAUUGUGCUUUCUAUUGUUGUUAUUAUUUUUCAUAAUAAUGACACUGGAAUGUUACUACAACAACAUGCACGUAAUUAUGAUGACAAUGAUGAUCUCAUCAACAUCAUUUUUAUUGUUAGUGUCGUUGUUGUUCUUGAUGUCGUCGAAAAAUAGUUACAACAUCGACAACUAUUUUAAAAACGGCAACAACAAAAAUAUCAACAACUGCAACAACGGCGACAAGAUCAAAUACUGCAACAACAUCAAUAGCAGCCGCAGCAUCAACAACCGCAGCAGCAACAGCACCAGCAGCAAAAACAACAACAGCAACAACAACAAUAAUAUCAUCCAUAACUAA
Molecule: messenger RNA, 462 nt
Organism: Calliphora vicina (urban bluebottle blowfly)
Lineage: Eukaryota; Metazoa; Arthropoda; Insecta; Diptera; Calliphoridae
Product: GATA zinc finger domain-containing protein 24-like
Exons: 1
Coding region: 1-462 (153 amino acids)
Source: RefSeq, a predicted model, not a curated record